AUGGAACCCAACAAAAAACCCAUCACUCUUACGAAUAUGAUCGUGUACAGUGGUCCUCCACAUCGUCCUCGUAAGCGAUCUAAAUCACCGUUUUCUAUUGAUGGUACAUCCUCUUUCCAGUUCCAAACCUCCUCAUCUCUAGCCCACCCCCUUCCACCACGUCCCUCUGCCCCAGUGACGCACUCCACAAUUCCUGAUUCUUUAGACCGAGAGCUAUCUUCUCUUUCUUCUACUGGCCCCGUCCAACUGCCAAUUCAGCCUCAAUCGGACUCCUCCCAAUCAAGAGAAGCUACGCCGGUCAAUUCUGUUGAAUCAAGCAAAGAAGACAAUCUAGAUUGCGAUAUCACAACUGAUAUGAAUGAGCAUAAUAAUCCGCAAGGCGAUAACGAGUCUCUUAGCGAGAUCUGUCAGGCAACAUCUCUUCAAGAGAAUUGCCAUUCAAUACAGAGAUCGACUCGUGAUUCUCCAGUAGCAUUCAAUCCGGAUGCAGAGUCCCAAUGCAAUACGUCAAAUGAUGAAGGCUGUGAGAGCGUAGUUCCAGAAAGCCCAGCAUGGAAUAUACCAACUGAUGCGGGAACUGAUGGUACUAGAAUGUCCAACCAACAUUCUAUAAAUCUCCUGGACGAUGCCGACCUCGACGCAGUCACACCGGAAAUUAAAACAUCAAGAUUAGCCAAAUUGGACCUUGCUAGUCAGAAUGAAGAACUUGAGCUAACUGAGAAUCACUGCCCUGAUGAGAUCGUUACUGGAAGCGAUUCCCGUCCAUAUCAAUCGCAAAGGACAGAUGGUCUUCUACCAAUUAGAAUGACCACGAAACAUACAAACCUACUGGGUGCAGGGAUGAAAGGACCCAAAAGCAUACCGGUUUUCGCUACCCAAAAAUAUGCUGGGCGAAACCGUCAGCGCCGCCGUGCUUCAUCUGAGAGUCUAGAAAGUGACGAUCCUGAGGAUGAUGAUUAUCAUAACGAUAGCCUUGGAGAAGGCGAUAUAACUGAUAUUGAAAUUCUAACUCCCCCAGCUAAGCGACAGAAACGGGUCAGUGCUUCUACACGGUCUGCUCGUCGUCGAACAAGUUCGCAAGAACGAGCAGAUUCCACAGCAACAUCACUGGCCAACCUAUCAAGUGCCUCGUUAAUGGUGCAAACCUCAUUCAGCCCGGAGACCAUCCGCAUUCGUGGUUAUCUGACUCGUAAAGUAUCUCUAUCUGCAGUCCGAUAUUGCUGUGUGUUCACGGAAGACCGGGAAUCGACGGCCAAUGACUCUAGCUUGUUCAAUUCAUUAGCCUCAUUUACCGGACCAAGUAGUGAUGCAGAUGAACCGACAGCCAUGUCCGACUUUCAGACUAUCGAUAUUGAAGGCCUAUUCACUCGUGAACAAACUCCUUCGGGGUAUACAUGGAAAUGCACCUUCAGAGAAGAUAAAAGCUCCCCAUCAUCAUCGGGAGCAUCACCCAUUACUGCUCAUAACACCUCACCGGGCACCAAACGGCCAGCUUGCAGCAGUGGGCGCAUUUCGAGACGAGUCAAGAGAGUGAAGUAUACUCACAAAGAAGACGCUCUCAUCAUAGACCUAAAGGAGAGACAAAAAUUGACAUGGCCCGAGAUUGCAAAGCAUCUCCCAGGGAGAACGAUUAAUGCUCUUCAGGUACACUACUUUACGGAAUUAAAGGAUGGAAAGCGCCAGAAGACGGAAACGGCGCUCAGACAGGCAAAAGCAGGGCAACAACAGAACAAAGGUCUUUCAAGGGCACAGCCCAACCGACCACGUCCAUCUAAUGGUGUACCUCCCAGACAGCCGCGAUAUAGACUGCGUCGGAAUAGACAGUCGCCUAGUCGCUACUCCCCAGAAUAGGCCAGCUGCACUGCCACGUCAUACGAUAUUGAGGACUGCCUUCUCCGAUAAAACAUUCCCCUUCUAUGUUUCUCACCCGUGCCCUUUGAAAUGUCCAAAGUUCCGGUUUUACUAAGUCUUAAUUAUGUUCUGCAAUACUACUUACACUUUUGAUAUCAUGUUGAAACAUCGGUAUGUGGUGGAGCGGAUUGAUAUCUAUUACGCACUAGUUAAGAAAGAUCAAUCCUAGAAAUCUUUUGCGAGAAAUAUC
This is a messenger RNA of Talaromyces proteolyticus, 2101 nucleotides long. RefSeq lists its product as uncharacterized. The transcript has 2 exons. Bases 1 to 1851 code for a protein of 616 amino acids. Lineage: Eukaryota; Fungi; Ascomycota; Eurotiomycetes; Eurotiales; Trichocomaceae. The record is from RefSeq and is a predicted model, not a curated record.